AUGGAUCCCUUCUCUUUUGUGACCUCAGAGUCGCUAGACUAUCCAUUAAGUGUUCGCAUAAUUAAUCUCGAAGGCGAAGAACCACCCCAGAAGCCAUCCGAACUUCUCCGAAGACCGGAUCUGAGAUAUAUCGGCUCUAACACGAGCGCACAUUCCGACCUGUACGUUACGGCGCAAGUCUGGGCUGGCUCCAAGCCUUUGACUGUUCCAGUGCAGACAUCUUACAAGUCAUUCAAGAACGAGAGGAGUUGGAAUGAGUGGCUCGAUGUCCCCAUACCGUAUAGAUCGUUGCCACUCAACUCGCGACUAGCCCUUACGAUAUGGGAUGUAUCACCUACCGGAGGAAAGCAGGCCCAGGGUCACGCUGUUCCCUUUGGAGGGACGACGUUGCCUCUCUUUGACAAAGACAGCCAGGUUCAAAAAGGUAGAUUGAAAUGUCUUGUUUAUAGACAUCAGCUUGCCGAUGGUCAUGACGACACCAUCACGCCCUGGACAACAAUCACAAACAAAAAGCCCUCGGCCAGGAAACAUGGUAGCAUUGUGGAUAAAGAAGCCGAGGAGUUAGAGCGCAUGGACAAGCUCUUCAAAAAGUACGAAAUGAACGAGAUUCCAAGAGUCGAAUGGCUCGAUCACAUGGUCUGGCGCCAAUCGGAGAAGCGCGGUGCCGCUGCCACCAAAAACACCAUUAGAGCCCUGCAAAGGCAGGCUGGCAUCAAGCAAGAAAACGGCACGAAGCAGAAUGGCGGCGUGGGCGAGAGAGGCGAUGAUUCUGUGAAUCUUGGUCCUUCGACGUUCACUCUCACCAUCGAACUUCCAAGAUUCGACUUCCCUAUCGUUUUUACUGACCACGAGUAUCCCCCGCCGCCUAUCUCAUCUGUCCAGCAUCUCUCAGCGUCGCAAUCUCACUUGGAUCUCAAACCACCGCCUGAGGUAUCUUUUGGCCCGGGCAUCAACGGACCUGGCGAUGGAGGCAACCGCGUGGUUCGUAUUUAUGAUCCAGAAGUUGCCGCGAAGGACAACCCAGCAGAAGCGAAACAUAGACGCCUGGUACGAAGUCAGCACCGGCAUGGGACAUUAGAUAAAGACUUGAAGCCUAAUGCCAAGGUUCGGGACGAGUUGAACGUGAUAAUGGCGUAUUCACCCACCCACAGCUUGACACCGGAAGAGAAAGAUCUUGUUUGGAAAUUCCGUUACCAUUUGACAAAGGACAAGCGGGCCUUGACCAAAUUUAUCAAGUCCGUCAACUGGCAAGACCAGAGCGAGUCAAAACAAGCCAUUCAAGUCAUGGCAAAAUGGACAGAAAUUGAUGUCGAUGACGCUCUGGAGCUUCUGGGUCCAACUUUUGACGCACCAGCUGUUCGUGCUUAUUCAGUUGACCGUUUGAGGAAGGCCGACGACAAUGAACUGCUUUUGUAUCUGCUACAAUUGGUCCAAGCCCUCAAAUUUGAACACGUGCCGACAGAUACGAACCAGCCAGCUUUAGAGUCGUCUUCAUUAGCAUCUUUCCUCAUCUCAAGAGCCGUGGAAAACUUCACCCUGGCCACUUACUUCUAUUGGUACCUCGUCGUUGAAUACGACGACAAGAGCCCCGAACAAGGUCAAGAAGUCCGCACCAUGUACGCCAAAGUCUUGCACGAUUUCAUGGUAGAACUAGAAACAAAGCCAGGCGGUUCUGAUACCAGGAAAACACUCCUACGACAGGCUGAACUUAUCACGGUCCUCUCGAAGAUAUCUGGCGAGAUUAAGACAUCAUCGGAAACUACAUCACGAAAGAUCGACAGAGUCAAGGCCUUCCUAGCAGAUUCAAAGAACGAAUUGCUCAGCAUUGACCCACCGGUACCGUUACCACUCGAUCCAUUUGUAUUGGUCACGGGCGUUGUGCCUGAAGAGACCCGAGUUUUCAAAUCGUCAUUGUCGCCGAUCAUGGUGACUUUCAAGACAGCGUCAGGCGGUAAAUAUCCUAUGCUGUUCAAGACGGGCGAUGACUUGAGGCAGGACCAGCUCGUCAUCCAGAUCAUCACUCUCAUGGACCAACUACUGCAGAAGGAGAACUUGGACUUAAAGCUGUCCCCAUACAAGAUCUUGGCCACUAGCACGACGGCUGGCGCAUCUCAGUUUGUACCUUCACAGACUUUCGCCGCAAUAUCGUCCAAGUACGGUAGCAACCCGGCGCUGGCAUACCUUAAGCAGCAUAAUCCUGAUUCAAGGGCCUACCAAGGCGUUCGGAAAGAGACUUUGGAGACAUUUGUGAAGUCUUGUGCGGGUUAUUGUGUAAUAACCUAUAUUCUUGGCGUUGGCGACCGACAUUUGGAGAACCUUUUACUUGCACCUGAUGGUCACUUUUUCCAUGCGGAUUUCGGAUUCAUCCUCGGACGGGACCCAAAACCUUUUGCGCCUGCUUUGAAAUUAAGCAAAGAAAUGGUCGAUGCCAUGGGUGGCUUCAGCCCUCCAAGCGAGCUUUAUCUACAAUUCAAGCAGUACUGCUUCCUUGCAUUUACAGCACUUCGGAAGUCUUCGAAUCUGAUCUUGAACUUGUUCAGCCUCAUGGUUCAUGCCAAUAUCCCAGACAUCAAGAUUGAGCCGGACAAAGCCGUUUUCAAGGUAAAAGAACGAUUCCACCUGGAUCUCAAGGAGGAAGAUGCUCUUCGUCUACUCGAGUCGAUUAUGGAGGAUAGUCUGACAGGAUUCAUGCCUGUCAUGAUUGAUAGGCUUCAUGCUUUCACUCAAGCAUUAAGGACUUGA
Molecule: messenger RNA, 2742 nt
Organism: Truncatella angustata
Lineage: Eukaryota; Fungi; Ascomycota; Sordariomycetes; Amphisphaeriales; Sporocadaceae
Product: phosphatidylinositol 3
Exons: 4
Coding region: 1-2742 (913 amino acids)
Biological process (GO): phosphatidylinositol-mediated signaling; endocytosis; autophagosome assembly
Cellular component (GO): cytoplasm; endosome; peroxisome
Molecular function (GO): 1-phosphatidylinositol-3-kinase activity
Source: RefSeq, a predicted model, not a curated record